AUGGACCAGUACGAGAAAGUUGAGAAGAUUGGUGAAGGAACGUAUGGCGUGGUUUACAAGGCUCGUGAUCGUGUCACUAAUGAGACUAUAGCUUUGAAGAAGAUUCGUUUAGAGCAGGAAGAUGAGGGGGUGCCAAGCACUGCCAUACGCGAAAUUUCACUCUUGAAAGAAAUGCAGCAUGGCAACAUUGUCAGGCUGCAGGAUGUAGUGCACAGUGAGAAGCGCUUGUAUCUGGUUUUUGAGUACCUGGACUUGGAUCUGAAGAAGCAUAUGGAUUCUACUCCUGAGUUUGCAAAGGAUCCUCGCCAAAUAAAAAUGUUCCUUUAUCAAAUUCUCAGAGGCAUUGCUUAUUGUCAUUCACAUAGAGUUCUUCAUCGAGAUCUGAAACCCCAGAAUCUGCUGAUAGAUCGUCGUACCAAUUCACUAAAGCUUGCAGAUUUUGGACUGGCUAGAGCAUUUGGUAUUCCUGUUAGGACAUUUACUCAUGAGGUGGUGACUCUCUGGUAUAGAGCGCCGGAGAUAUUGCUUGGUUCCCGCCAUUACUCUACUCCAGUAGAUGUGUGGUCCGUGGGUUGUAUAUUUGCUGAGAUGGUAAACCAACGACCUUUAUUUCCUGGGGACUCUGAGAUUGAUGAAUUGUUCAAGAUAUUUAGAAUCAUGGGUACUCCAACUGAGGAUACAUGGCCUGGAGUGAAUUCUUUGCCUGAUUUUAAGUCUUCCUUUCCUAAGUGGCUUGCUAAGGACUUGGCAACUGCAGUUCCCAAUCUUGAAUCAGCUGGUGUUGAUCUUCUCUCUAAAAUGCUCUGCUUGGAUCCCAGCAAAAGGAUUACGGCCAGGACUGCUCUUGAGCACGAGUACUUCAAAGAUAUUGCCUUUGUACCCUGA
Messenger RNA from Prunus armeniaca (apricot), 885 nucleotides. NCBI's taxonomy places the organism in Eukaryota, Viridiplantae, Streptophyta, Magnoliopsida, Rosales, Rosaceae. The record is from the annotation of a GenBank genome assembly.